AUGUUUAUAUUCAAUAUUCUUUUACUUCUUAUUACAAAUAGUUACUGUAUUGAUGAAUUACCUGGUAUUAAUGAUAUAUCAUCUGGUUAUGAUGCAGCUAAAAUGCUUUCUGCAAGUGAACAAAAUUCAAAGUAUCGUAUUUUUGAUUUAACCGAACAAAGUACAACUCCAUUCAAAACCAAAAUACUUGAACAGGAUCGAACUUUUACAACACCAAAAAACGUUCAAGUAACUGAUGUUAGUGUUCGAAAAGUAGACGCUUGUGAAACAAUUGCUUAUACAUUUGAAUCAUUUUUUCAUAGGUAAACUAUUUUAUUAAUAGAUUUUAAUGUUUUUGUAAAACAUAAUCUAAAAGAAUGUUGAAGUACAUAGGUUGAAAUAUGGUUUUAUGCUUUUUAAGACAUGUACUAGUGAAAAAUGCGAUAUUAUUUCCUAGUAAUAUCAACGUAUUCACGAUAGAAAAUGUUGAAGUGAUCAUUACUCAUAUACCUUUAGCACAUAUAAGUCGCGAAAGUAUGACAUAUCGUGUACGUCUUACACAAUGAUCUUUGUGUCUGUUUCAGUUGCGAUUCCAACACCAAAAAUGGUUCUGGUACAAGGGGAAAAAAGCGUAUUUCUAAGUAUUUCUCUAUUUCAGAAAUACCUAGAAAUACCUGGAAAUACUUAGAAAUACCUGAAAAGUUACAGGUAUUUCUAGGUAUUUCCAGGUAUUUCUAAGUAUUUCCAGGUAUUUCCAGGUAUUUCUAAGUAUUUCUAGGUAUUUCUAACUAUUGCUAGGUUUUUCUAGGUACUUCUAGGUAUUUCUAGGUAUUUCUACGUACUUCUAGGUAUUUCUACGUAGUAUGGAUAAAAAUACCUGGAAAUACCUAGAAAUACUUAGCAAUACAUGGAAAUACAUAGAAAUACAUAGAAAUACGGAAAUACAGAAAUA
Rotaria sp. Silwood2 is the source of this 931-nucleotide messenger RNA. NCBI's taxonomy places the organism in Eukaryota, Metazoa, Rotifera, Eurotatoria, Philodinida, Philodinidae. The record is from the annotation of a GenBank genome assembly.